Molecule: messenger RNA, 1939 nt
Organism: Aspergillus ruber CBS 135680
Lineage: Eukaryota; Fungi; Ascomycota; Eurotiomycetes; Eurotiales; Aspergillaceae
Exons: 2
Coding region: 58-1863 (601 amino acids)
Molecular function (GO): copper ion binding; oxidoreductase activity
Source: RefSeq, a predicted model, not a curated record
UUCGGAAACCCUAGGCAAGUGACAAGCGGAGGGUCGCGUUACAAAAGAUAGGACACCAUGAAGCAAUACGGAAAGCUAGCUCUGCUGGCUGUUAUCUGCCUUGCGCAAUGGGUAUCUGGUGAAAAUGGCUUUAAGACGGACGAUGCGAGAUUGGUCCGGUUUGAUUUGAAUCUGACUUGGGAGGAUUAUAACGGUGCUGGGUUUACGAGAAAGGCGAUCCUGAGCAAUGGUCAAUUACCGGCGCCGACAUUGCGAUUGCGACAGGGAGAUGAUGUCGAGUUUGUAGUUAAGAACCAGAUGCCGUUCUCGACUACGGUUCAUUUUCAUGGUAUCGAGCAGAAAGGCACGCCAUGGUCCGAUGGUGUACCAGGUCUUUCCCAGCUACCAAUUGAACCCGGUGACCAAUUCAUCUACAAAUGGAAGGCAACCCAGUACGGCAGCUACAUCUACCAUGCGCACCGAAGAGGUCAAAUCGACGAUGGCCUGUACGGAGCCAUCCACAUCCUGGCAGACCACUCAGUGGAGAGGCCAUUUGGCAAAAUCACAAAGGACCCGGUUGAGCUUUUGCAAAUGCAUGAAGCAGAGAAGAAUUCGCAGCCAAUCUUGUUUUCGGACUGGCGUCGCUUGACGUCUGAAGAGACAUACCGCACUGAACAGAUUACCGGACUGGAUGGAUUUUGUACCAACAUUAUCUUGAUCAACGGCAAGGGCUCUCAAUACUGUUUGCCCCGGGAACAGCUUAAUGCGUUGACGUCGGCUGCGCAAAAGAUGUUACUUAGGGAUAACACUGUGACGGAUACCGGAUGCAUGCCUCCAAUUGGGAUCCUUGAAGGCCACUUCUGGCGCAACACCAGUGCAAUGCCUAAGAGCUUCUACUCUGGUUGCCAGCCAACUCAGGGCCCGACGGAAGUUAUCAAGGUUAACCCAGCAGCACGUUGGGUGAGCUUCGAUCUAAUGACAUCCGCUGGCGUCUCGACACCCACGGUCUCCAUCGAUGAGCACAGUAUGUACGUCUACGCGAUUGACGGCCGGUACAUCGAGCCCAUGAAAGUCAAUGGAAUCACGAUCAGCAACGGCGGACGCUACUCUAUUUUUGUCCGGCUUGACCAGCCAGCAGGCGACUAUACGAUCCGCGCCCCGAACACGGGAAUCAACCAGAUCAUCAACGCGACAGCCACUCUGUCCUACGACACGUUACUCAAAACCCAGACAAAUCCCUCCAGGCCCUGGGUCAAUGAAGUCGGCAGCAACACAACCGCUUCCGCCAUCCUCUUCGACGAAACAAAAGUCAUCCCCUUCCCCAUCCUCACACCCGCCCUCUCUGUCGAUAACACCUACAAACUAACCGUCGACCACUUCAACGCCUCCUACCGCUGGACCCUCGGUAACACCUCCUUCUCCAUGUCCUUUGAAGACGCAACCCCCCUCCUCUUCAACACAACCUCCAUCCCCACAGACCUAACAAUCACAACCCGCAACGGCUCCUGGGUCGACCUAAUCAUGGUUGUCAAGUCUCCCGUCCAACCACCCCACCCCAUGCACAAACACUCCAACAAAUUCUUCGUCAUCGGCCAGGGUAACGGCGAUUUUAACUACUCUUCCGUAGACGAGGCGAUGCAGCAUAUCCCCGAGAGUUUCAAUUUCAAGACUCCGCAGCUUAGGGAUACAUUUAAUACGCCUGCGGUGGAGUCGGGGCCGACAUGGUUGGCGAUUAGAUACCAGGUUGUUAAUCCGGGGCCAUUCCUUUUACAUUGUCAUUUGCAGGUGCAUUUGAGUGGGGGGAUGGCGAUUGCGUUGUUGGAUGGGGUUGAUAAGUGGCCAGUUGUGCCAGAGGGGUAUCGAUUACCGGUUUUGGAGGAUUAGAUGUCGUUCAUCGGUGUUUUGUAGAGGAUACAAUUGUACGAGUGUUUAUGUAUAUCUAUAUAAUGCUAAUAAUUUC